UAGGAGAUCAGAAGAAGAAAAGACCCCCAAGUACUGGAAUGAUCAAGCAAAGGAAACACUGGAACGGGCUAUGGACUUAAAACCCAUCACACACACAGCCAAGAAUAUAAUUAUGUUUCUGGGGGACGGGAUGGGAGUACCUACAAUAGCUGCAGCUCGGAUAUACCAAGGACAGCUUAAAAAACAAUCUGGAGAAGAAAAUAUAUUAGAGAUGGAAACAUUUCCCUAUGUUGCGCUUUCUAAGGUAUACAACGUAGAUGCACAGGUCCCUGACAGUGCGGGUACAGGCACAGCCUACUUGUGUGGGGUAAAAGGCAACUCUGGGACCCUAGGUGUGAGUGCAGCUGCAAAGUAUGGUGUCUGUGAGACUGCAAAUGGGAAUGAGGUGAAAUCCAUACUUUAUCGAGCAAAAAAAGCAGGCAAAUCUGUAGGCAUCGUAACAACAACCCGCGUCCAACAUGCCUCUCCGGCGGCUGCCUAUGCACAUAGUGCCAACCGGGACUGGUACUCUGACAAUGAGAUGUCGCAAGCUAUGAUUGAGAAAGGCUGCAAGGACAUCUCCUACCAGCUGGUUCACAAUACUGAUAUUAAUGUAAUACUUGGAGGCGGAAGAGCCUAUAUGGUUCCUAGUGGGACACCAGAUCCAGAAUACCCAAGCAGUUCAUCAAGCAGAGGCCUUCGAAAAGAUAAUCUUAAUCUAACAAAAAUGUGGCUGGAUGAAAGAAAGGGCUCCAUAUAUGUUUGGAACAAAGAACAACUAGAUGCUGUUAAUCCAGAUACCACUGAUUAUCUUAUAGGUCUUUUUGAACCGAAAGAUAUGAAGUACGAGUUGAGCCGUGACCCGUCCUUUGACCCAUCCCUUGCAGAAAUGACAGAGAAGGCCAUUAAGAUUCUGAGGAAGAAUCCAAAAGGAUUCUUCCUAUUUGUAGAAGGUGGCAGAAUUGACCAUGGCCACCAUGAUACUAAUGCAAAAAAUUCAUUGACUGAGGCUGUUGAGUUUGACAAAGCUAUCCAUACUGCUGGGGAGCUAACAUCAGAAGAUGAAACCCUGACUGUUGUGACUGCUGAUCACUCUCAUGUCUUCACGUUUGGAGGAUACACAGAUCGUGGAAACAGUAUUUUAGGAAAGGCACCAAACAGAGCUUCAGAUGGUUUGCCUUAUACCAGUCUUCUUUACGGCAACGGCCCCGGUUACAAAGUUGUAAAUAGCUCAAGAGAGAAUAUUACAACUGUUAAUAUAGAAGGAGAUUACCGGCAGCAGACUGCUGUUCCACUUUCGUCAGAGACACAUGGGGGAGAGGAUGUAGCCAUUAUGGCUAAAGGACCCUUUGCUCAUCUCUUUCAUGGGAUUCAUGAGCAGAAUUACAUUGCCCACGUUAUGGCCUAUGCCGGCUGCUUAGAACCCUAUUCAGACUGUCCUUCAAAUUCAGGUUUUCUUAUCUCAUCAUCCAUUACAUUGUUAUUGACCUCUAUAUGGGUUGCUCUAAUGUGGUGAAAGGGAAAUGUUGUUAAAGAAUGACCUAUUGUUUAAAUAAAGUUUGUAUGUGAAGACAACACAGGGCCCCACCACUCACAAUAGGGGAUUAUCAAAGCUUCUCUCCUGCAUGCUUAGAACGCUGUCCCAUGGAACUCAGGUUUCUUUAGUCUAUAUGGCCGCUGUAAAGAAAAUUUCUAAGCGUUGUUAAAAACAGCUUAGGCAAGAUGGAUGGUCAAAAUUGUGCAGAAAAUAGAGAAGAUACAGAUGGUCACAGCAACAAACGCCAGAGGUCCAGUAUUCAAAAACAGGCUCCAACUUUUAUUUGCACCAUAAAGUGAACAUGUGCAAUGUUUCAGCAAAGUGCCUUUCCCAAGCAAAUUAAGGCACCUUGCAAAUUUUUACUUUAUGGUGCAAAUAAAAUAUGAAGCCUGUUUUUGAAUAUUGGCUUGCUGUGACCGUCUGUAUCUUCUUGGAUUGUUCUCCGGCUGUGGCAUGCUGGCACGUCACCUGCACAAGCGAUGGGUAGUUUUGUUUUGUCUCCUCUCUUGGAUGUUGAAUAAAAUCUGCAGAUAAAAAACAAAAAUAGAUUAGUCACUCUGGAAUUUCACUGUUCACAUAACAAUGUUAAUAAAUGAAGUGAUAUUGGGCAGCAAGAAUCUCACAAUUCUGCACUUAUUUGCUUUAAAUAUCUGUCUUGUGUAAGAUUUCUUUAUUAAUAAACC
Messenger RNA from Hyla sarda, 2199 nucleotides. Its product is annotated as intestinal-type alkaline phosphatase 1-like. Gene Ontology annotation, molecular function: alkaline phosphatase activity. Gene Ontology annotation, cellular component: plasma membrane. Gene Ontology annotation, biological process: dephosphorylation. The transcript has 11 exons. The coding region runs from base 71 to 1495 and encodes 474 amino acids. NCBI's taxonomy places the organism in Eukaryota, Metazoa, Chordata, Amphibia, Anura, Hylidae. The record is from RefSeq and is a predicted model, not a curated record.